UGAUGAUGUACGUCAUGACGUAGUAGGCUGCGUCAUAUCUCGCUGCGUGGAGCGAGCCAGGAAGUAGUUCAGUGCCGGAAAAUGUUUACGUUUAGUUUAACCUUCAUUCGCCAUGGAGAAACACAGUACAACAAGGACAAGCUAUUGCAAGGCCAAGGUGUGGACACCGAACUAUCAGACACAGGUGUGCAGCAGGCUGAAGCCGUUGGUCGUUACCUAGCAGACGUCCCAUUUAACCAGGUGUUCGCCAGUAACCUUCAGCGGGCCGUGCAGACCGCUACACUUAUCAUGGCUCACAACACUUGCUCACCUGGCGUGGAGAUGCAGCAGGAGCCUUUGCUAAGAGAAAGGGGUUUCGGGGUCGCCGAAGGUCGCCCCAAAGAGGACAUGAAGAACAUGGCCAACGCUGCUGGUCGGUCGUGCCAAGACUACACGCCUCCAGGAGGGGAGACUCUGGAGCAGGUAAAGCUUCGAUUCCAAAAAUUCCUGAAGCUUCUUUUUGCGAAGAUGCAGGAUGGGCGGGGCUGGGGGUCGCCCACAGCCGCAUCAGAGGACACUCCCGCCGGUUCGACGGAGGUGGUCACGGGGGAGUCAUCUGCCCACGUGCUGGUGGUUAGCCACGGCGCCUACAUCCGCGUGGCCAUGCGUCACUUCCUGGAUGAUCUGAAUUGCUCGCUGCCCGCCGCCUACAAGACGUCUCAGCUGCUGUCUCCGUGUCCAAACACGGGCAUCAGCCGCUUCGUCAUCACUCUCCGCGCGUCCUCGUCCGGGCCCGUCCUACACGCCGCUCGCUGCAUUUUCGCCAACAGGAAGGACCACCUGGAAAAGCUCACGUCUGACGUCUAACAUCAUCAGGGAGCGUUCCAGAUUCUCACAGGGUAAUAAUCGAUCAUCUAUUUAUUGAUCUGUCUCGCUUUAUUGCAAUCAAUGCAACAUGACCUCAUCUGUUGCAGUAGUUUGCAUGUAGUAAAUACUACAAUAAUGAUGAACAAUACUGCCUACGUAAAUAGAAAAAGGAAACAUGAGACAAAAGGUCACUAUAAUACAUCUUUGGAUGUCUCACUCGUCUUUAUUAUCAUCAACUUAUAUAUUUUUUAAUUUUUAAGUAAAAAUGAGCUGAUUCAUGGUGGCUUAUUUGUACCUAUGUUUGUUUUCUUGUACUAACGAGCACAGACAAGAAAAAUACACACAAGGUUUGGGCAUCGUUGAGAACCGGGGCUUACUUUCGGGUUUUCCCAGAAAUGUCCACAUUUUUUAAAGUCAAUUCCUAUUUUCGAUGCUCAGUUUGCCGGCCGGAAGAAAAAGAGGCCCCAACUAAGUCAAUAAUCCUCUAUCGCGGCAAAUGAACUGCAUUUCUUACAAGUAGUAUUAUCACUGGAGGACUGUAAGACCAGGCUCAAAGAGGCUAGGACGAGCAAGAAGGAGCUAAUGGCUAAGCUAGCUGCUAAAGUAACUUGAAUCAAUUGCUUAGUAUAAAGUUUGAGAAGUGAAGAUGGAAGCGCGUCACAGCGGAAAGGAAGCAGAUGUUAGCAGGAAAUGAAUAAACGCUUUAAUGAGGGUCAGAAAGAGCAUAGUAGAACAACUGUUGGUCUCCCCUGUUGCUGUUUAGCAGCCACUGCCAGGCUUUACGUGAAGGGAAGAAGGGUUGAUUCGUAAAUCAGUAUCAGUAUAUGAUCGAUACUAGAGUGAUUAGAUCGAUAUUUUUAUUUACAAGAGUGAUUAGAUCGAUAUUUUUAUUUUCUUCAAAUAUUUUUGUUUACAUUCUCUGGACUGAGAGCAAAAACCAAUGGAUUUAAAAGAGGUAUUUGUAGUUUUUACUUGUGUUUAGUUAUGGUGUACUAUUAAAGGGGAACUGCAAUUUCUUUUGGGACUUUUGCUCAUCAAAUCAAUGUCAAACAAUUCUAAAUCGUACAAUUUGGCGAGCACCAGGUGGCUAACAAUGCAGCUAAUGGGAGCACACUUUUACAACCAUAAAAUCCCUCAAAAAAAUACUCCCAUUUACAUGUUUUGACCUGAAUUUACAAUAUGUUGUUAUUGUAAGUGCUAACGCAGACGGUUUAUUAUUAGUGGCGCAUUGAUCACAGAGAGCUAAAUAGUUUGUGCUGCUAAAGCUGGUGAGCUGCUGUAUCGCCUCUGAUUGGUGAGAGUUAAUUCUAGAUUAUAAAUCAUGCCCCUCACCCGGAUGCGAGAAGGAUGUGGACAUAAACCGACAAGUUGGUCAACUUUGACAUGCAACCUUUUUUUAAAAUUUUUUUAAACCUACGUAAAGAUUAUGAUAAAUCAUUCAUCUAAGCAGAAAGAUAUAAACAUCCCAUGAAUUGGCAUCCCAGUAAGAGCAGACAUUGUACAGUAAGCGAUUGUUUGUAGUUUGUACAUCUUGUUCAGCCCUUAGCAAUAUUUGUUAAAAAGGAACUUCAAAUGUGAUGCGUCUAUGAAAUCAAUACGCAGCUGUAUGCUUAAAAUGAGCAAAACAGGUAAAUAUGACAUGUUAUUAUGAAGGUGUUGUUACUACAGUACAGUAUGUGUACAGUGGGGCCAAAAAGUAUUUAGUCAGCCACCGAUUGUGCAAGUUCUCCCACUUAAAAUGAUGACAGAGGUCUGUAAUUUUCAUCAUAGGUACACUUCAACUGUGAGAGACAGAAUGUGAAGAAAAAAUCCAGGAAUUCACAUUGUAGGAAUUUUAAAGAAUUUAUUUGUAAAUUAUGGUGGAAAAUAAGUAUUUGGUCAACCAUUCAAAGCUCUCACUGGUGGAAGGAGGUUUUGGCUCAAAAUCUCACGAUACAUGGCCCCAUUCAUUCUUUCCUUAACACGGAUCAAUCGUCCUGUCCCCUUAGCAGAAAAACAGCCCCAAAGCAUGAUGUUUCCACCUCCAUGCUUCACAGUAGGUAUGGUGUUCUUGGGAUGCAACUCAGUAUUCUUCUUCCUCCAAACACGACGAGUUGAGUUUAUACCAAAAAGUUCUAUUUUGGUUUCAUCUGACCACAUGACAUUCUCCCAAUCCUCUGCUGUAUCAUCCAUGUAUCCAUUUUGGUAUAAACUCAACUCGUCGUGUUUGGAGGAAGAAGAAUACUGAGUUGCAUCCCAAGAACACCAUACCUACUGUGAAGCUUGGGGGUGGAAACAUCAUGCUUUGGGGCUGUUUUUCUGCUAAGGGGACAGGACGAUUGAUCCGUGUUAAGGAAAGAAUGAAUGGGGCCAUGUAUCGUGAGAUUUUGAGCCAAAACCUCCUUCCAUCAGUGAGAGCUUUGAAUGGUUGACCAAAUACUUAUUUUCCACCACAAUUUACAAAUAAAUUCUUUAAAAUUCCUACAAUGUAAAUUCCUGGAUUUUUUUUUCCACAUUCUGUCUCUCACAGUUGAAGUGUACCUAUGAUGAAAAUUACAGACCUCUGUCAUCAUUUGAAGUGGGAGAACUUGCACAAUCGGUGGCUGACUAAAUACCUUUUUGCCCCACUGUAUAUAAAACGACGAUGGAGGCUUUUGGAUGUUUGUUUUUUGUUUAAAGCACUCUAUAGACUGAAUAGAGCGACUCCUAUCGGGUGCAUUGUUAGCUGACUUUUGCUAAAGUGUCUUUACAAUUUAGAAUGCAUAAAACAGACAGACAUACAGUAUGUCCUACAUAAGGAUUGUGCUUGACAGGCAAACUUGCAAAAAAACUUUUGUUUUGCUCAAACAAUUUAAUGUGAAAAAAAAACAAGGUUCUAGUUCAAAUGUUUAGGAGUUCUUUUUUUUGGAUGUAGCGUGGAGAGAUGGUGCUUGUCACAGGGACGUGGGAUGUCGUAAAUCAGGACGUAUUUAGGCAUGAAGGAGGUAGGAGAGAGGAAGGAAGGGACUUGCCAUACUUUGGUUGAUGGCCUUAUUGUACUGUACACUUUAACUGUUUAUAAAAUCUCCACAAUUACCCAUGCACAUCACACUUCAGGUGUGAGUAUUACUAGAAGUACUCACUAUACCUACCUGGCGAGUACUACCAUACUGCUGUGUACAUGCAUCUGAAGAACACUCACUUGAACGCAGCAUGUUUUUGUGUUUACCUUUCUGAGUUUAUUUUUGCUCCAACACUCAUUCCUUAUAUACUGUAUGUAUAAAUAGCAUAAAUAAAGAAUGUAUUUAAAUAAAUAAAUACUCUUCAUUAAAUGGCAAA
This is a messenger RNA of Nerophis ophidion (straightnose pipefish), 4143 nucleotides long. RefSeq names its product TP53 induced glycolysis regulatory phosphatase b (gene tigarb). The coding region runs from base 82 to 846 and encodes 254 amino acids. The record is from RefSeq and is a predicted model, not a curated record. Gene Ontology annotation, cellular component: cytosol. The transcript is spliced from 6 exons. Gene Ontology annotation, molecular function: fructose-2,6-bisphosphate 2-phosphatase activity. Gene Ontology annotation, biological process: positive regulation of DNA repair; fructose 2,6-bisphosphate metabolic process; fructose 1,6-bisphosphate metabolic process. NCBI's taxonomy places the organism in Eukaryota, Metazoa, Chordata, Actinopteri, Syngnathiformes, Syngnathidae.